UAAAGUAUUGUAACUGAAGAGAAUGAAUAUUCUCACAUUUGUUCUAUCCAUAGGGAUUUUUUCUUUCGCUAGGACUGAUGAUGAAACAUGCUACGACAAAUUCGAAUAUGUUUUUAAAGUAAUGCAUAGAUUGUCCGAAGUAGUAAAGAAACUUGAACAUUUUCAGGAAACUAAGCUGGAGAAAGAAGACACUCGUACUCUUAGCCAAGGUGACACGUUUACAAGAUGGGGAAGAUUUUCUUGUCCGAAUGGAACAACAUUGAUCUACGAAGGUUUUGCUGGAGGUUCUGAACAUGGUGCAAGGGAUAGCGCAGCAAAUUAUGUUUGCCUGCAUAAACAGCCAACAUGGAACGAUAACAAUGUGUAUAAGUCACAAACGAAUCUUAUGCAUGGCGCAGAGUAUCAGACUGGUAGCACUAACUGGGACAAGAUUUACGAGUAUGAUGUCCCAUGUGUUGUAUGCCACGUACCUAGCAGCAAUAUUGUCAUAAUCCCUGGACGAAAUGUAUGUCAUGAAAAACAUUCAUUGCAGUACAGCGGAUAUCUUAUGUCGGGUCACGAUUCAAAUACAUCAGAAACGGAAUUUGUCUGUGUUGAUGAUGAGCGUGAGUUUUUCCUGAUUCAAGUGCAAAUCAUAAUGGCAAACUUUUUCAUUUCGUCUAUGCAAAGUGCGGAUCAUUGAAAUGCCCACCGUACGAAGAGGGAAAGAAAAUAACAUGCGCAUUUGCUCAUUUUGAGAAAACUUUUCGAAAGUGUAAUCGUUUGAUUUGAAAAUCAAACACGUUAUCCAUGAUAGAUAACAAUUAUU
Ruditapes philippinarum (Manila clam) is the source of this 808-nucleotide messenger RNA. RefSeq lists its product as uncharacterized. The coding region runs from base 23 to 682 and encodes 219 amino acids. The transcript is spliced from 2 exons. The record is from RefSeq and is a predicted model, not a curated record. Lineage: Eukaryota; Metazoa; Mollusca; Bivalvia; Venerida; Veneridae.